AAAAUGCCAUCAAAAAUUAUUUUUUCUUGAUCGCUGACAGUCCUGACAGAAAUUUUGUCACUAUCUUGCGUCUUGGUUCGUACGAAAAAUAAAAAAUUUCGUGGCAUUUCAAUGUCUUUGUCUAAUGUGAAUCGAAAAUCCCUGCGGUUUGAUUGUAUUCGAGUAGUUUUCGUACGAGAAAUGUGAAAGGUUCACUCGAACGAAUUCAGUUCGCCGUCGGUACGUAUGAAAAAUUCAUAAAUCUGGUGGGUAUUUGAAUUUGUCGCUGGUAUCGAAAAUACAUCGAGUUUUUACGCUUCAAUUCGAACGUAAAUGUUCGACUGGUAUAGGACAGAUUACCCGAAUAUUUACCGGAGUAAAUGUGAACGAUCGAGUGCCACCAAGAGGACGUUAAAAUCACCACAGAUAUUUUCGAAAAAUAAUGUCAGGAGGGCAUUAUCCACCAUCGUAUCAUCAUAUUCAAUCCCCUCAAGAAUUCAUAUCUCCUAGACACCGAUUACCAGCGAUACCUCCUCAAGGGCCGACAUCUGCUCAUGCUCAUUCGUCACUCGCAUCUUGCCCAUCGUGGACAAAUAAGCACAAUUUCUCAAAUUAUCACGAAAACUCUUCGUUAUAUACUCAAACCACCGCCAAGAACUACUCACCGUCGACCAGAUCCUAUUACAAUGAAGAAUCCGGAUGGUCAGAGCGGAAUUCUCACAUGAAUUCCUCACAUCGUGCUAACUCGAACGAUGAUAAAUCGCGAAUCACGUACUCGAACGACGUACAACAAGAAUCCAUGGAUUUAUCAUCCGCUGCUCACGUACCAUCCACCGGUAAAACCCCUACCAAUGAUGCUGCAACCACCGUCCCUGUAAAUGGAAGCCCAGCUGCGCAAAGCUGCGAUGAAAAACCGUCCCUGAACGGAUCACCGGAUGAUAAAAAUACCCCCGAAGCUGCUUCGAAAACAGAACCAGUUAGUGUGAUAGCUGCAAACCCAUUACGUGAAACCCCCAGCCAAGAUGCCGAAAGCCAAGUUAAAGCUAAACUCGAAGCUCCAGCGCUGAAAUCCAACGAUACUGCCGAAUCAACGAAACCUAAACACGAACAAAGUAUAACGGCAGAUCGCGUCGAAUCGAUAUUAGAAACAAUGUUCCAUUCUGAUACGAAAUCAUCGACUAGUACUACGUCAUCAUCCGUUACAGUUAAUACUCCACCUUGUAAAACGCUCGAUUUACGGGGCGAAUCGGUGGAAAAAAUACUAAAAUCUCCUUCGCCGGUACACGGCGAUCAUCUAGAAAGUGAUUUAGGUUUGAAUUCGAGCGAAUUCGAAUCUACCAGAGAUUCGUCUACGAUGAAUAGCUUGGUGACCGAUGUUACUGUUACCAACGACACGAAACCUACUAAAGACGACCAUGACAAUUCGCCUAAGCCUUCGGACGACAGUAAUAUCGAAAAAUUAGAAAAAUUAGUUUCUAACAAGCAAAGUGAUAAUCAAAAGAUUCCAACGAAUUCGUCAAAAAUCGAAAACUUGGGUCUAGUAGAUGAUUGUGAUACUCCUCCGGUCAAGUCUAAAAGCAACACUGAACCGGCCACCGAUCUCAGCUCAGUGAAAACUGAACCGAAAGAAGCGCCGAAUUCAUCCUCCAAGAAAGAUACCGCCGUUUCGGCCAAGAAAUCCGACACGAACAAAGAAGUUCCUGCUAAAAGUAAAAACCGUAAAGAAGAAAUCACCUACGUUCAAGUAGAAAGCGAACUCGAAAAAAUGUUCGCCGGUAUCGAAGAUAUUUCAAUGGAUCCGGUCAAAUCGAUACAAGCGGACGAUUCUUCGAAACGGAAUCCAGCUCCGAAAACUACGAAUUUGUCGUCGCAUUCUGCAGCUAACGAUAUUCAAGCGAAACCAGUGAAGAAGAAGAGUUCCAAGAAAUCGAAAUCCGCUUCGACGAAAAAAGAUGCGAAAAAGCAUUCGAUCAAUUCUAAAGAUACCUCUACGGAUAGUGUUAGUUUUAAACGAGUUCCUGUGAUACACGUCGAAGGUUCCAAGGAGAAUCCAAUCAACGUGCAAAUUAUUAACAGUAUUAAAUUAGAAGAAGACGAUAUCUCCGAUGCGAAAACCGCCGCUAAACGAAAACAAGGCAAAUGUGAUAAAGCUAAUAAACGACUGGCAGCUGCCUACAGCGUGAAAAAUUACGAUCCGGAGGCUUCGGACGAUUCGUGGAUGUGUAUAUUCUGCAAAUUAUCAGCUCAUAGUCCCGGAUUAGCUGGUGAACCAACUGGCGAUCUGUUCGGUCCGUAUUUUAUUCAAACUUGUAGCGAUAGUGAUUCCAAAAGACAUUCGAGAAAGACUGAUCAUUUGACUGAGCCGAUUAAGAAAAAGCAGAAACGAUCCGUAUCAAUAGAAAGCAAUCACGCAUCAACCAAUUUAUCCGAACACAACAAAUCCAUGGAAAUCUGGGCUCAUGAAAACUGUUUCAUUUGGGCAUCUGGUAUACAUCUAGUUGGCUCCAAGUUGGUUGGUCUGGAAGCAGCAGUUUUCGAAGCACUACAAACUAUCUGCGCACAUUGUGGUGAAAAAGGAGCCAGUAUAGGAUGCCGAGCCAGGCAUUGUAAAUCAUUCGUUCAUUAUAGCUGUGCUUUAUACACUGGUUGGAACCUGAACCCGGAAACUUUUAUUGCUGUGUGCUACCUUCAUAAAGGUACCAAAACUCAGUGAGGAUGCUGUUUCUGAUUACCAUUGUACUUCUACCUACUCAAUAAUAUGCUUAAAUAAACGUGAGAUUACACGGAUAAGUUUCUAUAAAUACUAAUAAUUUAUUAAAACGUAAAUUUCUUCUGUACAUAAAUAUACAUACUACACAUAUAGAUCUACACUCGUUACGGUGGAGAAAAACUUACCUAAUUAAUAAGACGACGAAAUUGUGAUAAUUUCACGCAGGUAUUCAAUUCCAUUAUUUUUUCCCCCUUUGUACGAUAGUCCUUUAUUCUCAUCAUCAACGAUAAGAUGCAGAUUUGUUUUUUGUAUCAGGUUAUACGUUAAAGUCGUAUAAAUAGGUAUCUAAAACAAUAAUAAUUUUUUUCUAAACGAUUUCAAAGUCCGGAAGAAAAAAAGCUAGAGGGGGAGGGGAGGUUAAAACGUUAAAGCAAUAAUUUUGUCUGCUGGAGUGAAUGUACGUAUUUUUAGCAGCAUAAAAUAUUUAGAAACGAAUCUCAUCGAUGUACACGUAUUAAGAGUCGAGCAAAGGAUUACAUCUAGUCAUUUUUUUAAACUGAGGUGAGCAAAACUCCCACGGAGAGAAAGAAUUGGUAAUAUUUUAAUCGAGGUUUUAUCGAAUGAGCUAUUUUUUAAAAAAUUAUACCUAUAAUGAAUGUUACUGUACUACCUACGUUUUUUUUAUAAUCAAGUUGAGAAUUCGUAAUUUUACAGUGUUUUUAGUUGAUAGUAUUUUAGCGGAAAUGUGCCAAGAGUUUGCGAGUUAUCUCGAGUAUUAUGAUAUCGAAUAAAGUAUUCGUAUUGUAAAAGUGAAGUAUGCUACUCGUAAAGUGUAUUUUUGUACGUACUAUAGCCAAAUUUCUAAAUGGAGUUGUGUGAAUUGAGCAGAUUUGUGUAUGUAAUCGCAAUAGUAAAGCUGACGAUGAAAUAUUUUGAAACGCUUUUUUAAAAAAUUGUAUUUUUAACGAAGAUAAUAUUUUUUUCCUCUGUUUUUUUAAGAAGAUUUUUUUUUUGUACAAAAAGUGAAUUUGUUUCUUGUUUUUCUCUUUCCUUUUCUCCCCUUGUUCGAAUACAUUGGUUGACGAUGUAUCGACAAACCUGUUACCAAAUUCCUAUAAACGCUUUUCGAAGUAUUCCUUGUAACAAAGUUUUAAAAAUUUACAGUUUACUUACUUAAUUAAUUAAAAAUGAUUAUGUUUUUUUUUUUUUUUUAAAUUUUAUUUAAGUACGUAUGUAAAUUAUUAUGGUUGUACAUUUGUUCAUUUUCCUGUUUAUAAGGUAUUUGAUAAACGUAUCUACGAUAAAUAUACCUUUUUUUCUUUUUCGAUA
Molecule: messenger RNA, 4018 nt
Organism: Planococcus citri (citrus mealybug)
Lineage: Eukaryota; Metazoa; Arthropoda; Insecta; Hemiptera; Pseudococcidae
Exons: 7
Coding region: 422-2692 (756 amino acids)
Biological process (GO): regulation of transcription by RNA polymerase II
Cellular component (GO): nucleus
Source: RefSeq, a predicted model, not a curated record